Molecule: messenger RNA, 1591 nt
Organism: Phoenix dactylifera (date palm)
Lineage: Eukaryota; Viridiplantae; Streptophyta; Magnoliopsida; Arecales; Arecaceae
Source: RefSeq, a predicted model, not a curated record
ACGAGUAGAGAGAAAGAGAGUAGAGGACCAGAAGAAUAAAGGUAAAAAUGGCGAGAGGGAGCAUUAAAGACAAGCGGACAUGGUACAAGGGGGAGCCCCACUACGUGUACCAAAGGAAUAGCGUCCGGCAAAGGGACCGAGCCCAUCCCAUCCCAUCCCAUCCCUCGCGGGAAAAAUAGGGUGUUUGCGUCGCAGCUUGCAGCACUCCCGCUCCCCACUAAAACCCUCCCACGCCCCCACCCUUCAUCCUCACUUCCUCUCUGGCCUCCCCCCUCCCCACAUCAAGCCACUUUUUUCUUCUCUCUCCGCACACAGCAUACGACGGAAAGGAGAAGAGAAGCUAUCUUGUUCUUCCAAUCGCGUGUUCCCACAUAGCAACCUAUCUCAACCUUUUUAGCACCUAGAGAAUCCCAUCUGCUGCGUGCCCUCUCCCUGCUUCUAAUCCAAAUGGCCGUUCCUCAUCCACCCCCAUACGUUUCCUCCGCCGCCCUUUGAACACGGAUUCCCAGGAGAUUACCGUUUUCAGCCGUUUCGGAAUCGAACGCAUCGAAUGGCCUCCUCCGAAAGCGAAACCAGCUGCAGGAACUCAAUGUCAUGCUCAUGGUCGUCGUCCAAUUCCUCGCCGUCACCGUCUCCGAAGAAGAGAGGCUUGACGGGCGGCGGGGGGAAGCAGGCGCGGGACGGGAGCAGGCACCCGGUGUACCGCGGCGUGCGGAUGCGGGCGUGGGGGAAGUGGGUAUCGGAGAUCCGGGAGCCCCGUAAGAAGUCGCGCAUCUGGCUCGGGACCUUCCCGACGCCGGAGAUGGCCGCGCGGGCCCACGACGUGGCGGCGCUCAGCGUGAAGGGCGCCGCCGCCGUCCUCAACUUCCCCGACCUCGCCGCCUCCCUCCCCCGCCCCGCCACCCUCUCCCCUCGCGACGUACAGGCUGCCGCCCGCGCCGCCGCGAUGGACCUCCCUUCCGCCACCCACCCCACCCGUCCCGACGAGUCCUCCGACGAGCUGGGGGAGAUCGUGGAGCUGCCGCGACUCGAGGAGGGCCUCUUCGACUCGGCCGAGUCGGGGGGCCGCGAUUUCGUUCUCCACGACUCGCCGGACCCGUGGGCGUACUCGCCGCCGUGGAUGGCGGGUGCCGACGAGUACGACCUCUUCUCCGACCACGCGUGGAUGGCGGGUGGACCGCCGGAGGGAAUUUUUCCCACCAGCCUCGAAGCUCUCUUGUGGGACCACUGAGAACCCAGAAAAUAUUUUCUUCUCUUCUUCUCUGUUUCCCAUUCGCUUAAUUUCUACUUAACCAUGUGGGCGAAGACGAGAAAACUGCAACGUUUUGCUACUUGGGUGUUUCGUCAGCAGCAGCAACAUUUACUCCCCUGAGAUUGCUUUCCAGGAUCAGCAGUCCUCAGGUCUGUGGAUGAAAAGUCUCCUCUCCUGCUCUAAAAUAUUUUGAUCCUGUUUGCAUGUUCAUGCAUGGAAUAUUCACGAUGAGAUCGAGGGAUGGACGAUAUUUGUUUGGAAAUUCUUGAUUUUAUUUCUCGCUUGCUUAAUUGCUUGUCCAUCAAAAUGGAACAAUAAUCUAAUUCCUUCCACAUGGUA